Molecule: messenger RNA, 2058 nt
Organism: Cuscuta epithymum
Lineage: Eukaryota; Viridiplantae; Streptophyta; Magnoliopsida; Solanales; Convolvulaceae
Source: the annotation of a GenBank genome assembly
UGCUACUAUCGAUUUCUUUCGAAUAGGGUUCAGAGAAGCGGAAGGCGACGGAGCCGCCGCCGCCGCCGCCGCCGCCGCCGCCGCCGAUUUGGACUCGUCAUCUCUGUCGAUUGUCAUGGGCACUGGUUCCACCGCGAAGCACGCCGUGGAUCGUAUCGAAGAGCUUUUGAGUCAGGGUAAGCUGAAGAAUACUGUCGAGAUACCAACAUCGCGGAAGACUCACGAGCAGGCCGUCUCUCUGGGCAUUCCGUUAUCUGAUUUAGAUUCCCACCCUGUUCUAGAUCUUAAAAUCAACGGGGCAGAUGAGGUCGUUACGAAUAUGAAUCUGGUAAAGGGAAGGGGUGGUCGGUUCUCCGGAAGAUAAUGGUGGAGGCCGCGUGUAAGAAAUUCGUGGUGAUUUUUGACGAAUCAAAGCUUGUAGGCCAUAUGGGAGGCAGCGGGCUAGCGAUGCCGGUCGAGAUUGUUGCGUUCUGUGGAGUGAGCUUAUUCUAUGGGGUCACGAGGCAUCCGUCAACUAGCUUACAAUCUUUCAUUGCCUGGCACCACUUCUAUUGCCAGGUACAUCUCUUCCACGAUAUUUUGCUACAUGUGUUUUUAUGAUGUAUGUAGUAUAUUUAACAUUGAAAUAUUUUGUGAAUUCAGGGUUCGGUUUUGUAUAUCCUUUUGCUUAGGUUUGUUGAUUCAGUCGCUAUAAAUUUGAGCUGGAAUGUUAAAAGGUUAGGUUUGGAAGUUCUAAGUUACUAUGCCUUUAAGGUGUUUGUAAUAAUUCCUCAAUAACUUUUUCAAUUUUAAAUCAUCCUCUUAAGUCUCUGCCUGCUAAAAGUCAAGUACUUUUUUUGUAGUGUCAAAAAUGUAUAACACACUUAACUUACAUGCAGUGUUACCUUGUGCUUUAAUAACCAAGAAGUAACUUGAAUACAUCAACCAUUUCAAUGAAAUGAUUCGUUUUACAUAUUUGGUACCAUGCUUGGUAAAUAUAGUCCAACAAUUUUACUUUUACAUUCUCAAGACGUAUAUUUUAUUAACAUUACAUUCUUUUUUAUUUAAGAGUUUAGGAAAUUCACAUGUAAUCCCAAGCCAUAUACGUUACUACUCUACUUUCAAUCUGGACUGCAUAUAUAUAAUAUACUUUGGAUGUGAGCAACAUCAAAAGAAGAUAUAAACAAUAUGAAUUUUUCCUCUUCCUAUUGCUUUCAUGCUUAUAAUGGCGAGAAACUUUUGUUUGUAGAUCUUGAUUGUGAUGAACUAAAGCCCGGAGUAUGAGAUAGUAUGGGGAAUGAGAUAUCUAGUGCAAAAAUAAUAGUACUACUAUCACAGAAAUAUAAUAAACCAUGGCUUCUAUGAAUCGUCCACGAGAAACUGAUGUUUCCACUUCCAGACAGAGGUACUAUUGCGUACAAAUUGAGAUAGCCUUUGGUGUUCCGUGUUCCAUGAAGCUUAAACAUUUCUUGCAGCAGGUAAUUUGUUUAUGAUAUUAAUUUAAGUCAUUUUUUACAUGAACAAGUUUGAACUUGUCAAACAUGAACUGUAGAGAAUUAAUUUGCUUCUAUCAAAUUUGCUAUCGUGGUUCAAGAAUCUAGAUAGUGCUGCCAUCUCACUGAACAUCAGGCUUAACCAUUAAUCUUUAAAUCUGUAUUGUUUGUGUUAAUUAGAUAUCACUGCUGGUGUUAAUUUGAUAAAUAUAUGACGCACUUUCUCCCUCACUUGCAGGCAAACAAUAAUGAUGAGAGUUUAAGCCUUAAGGGAAGACUGUGUCGCACCAACGAUGUUAACACAUUGAAUGAAGUUCAUUAAACCAAGGAAAGAAGAGAGCUGUAGUUGAUGGAUAUUUUAUGUUACGUUAAAGGAGAAAGAAAUUGUCAAAUUUAUGUUAUUUUAGACAGAAGAUGACAGAUACUUUUUUAAGUUCAUAUGAUUUUGAUUGUAUCAAUACUAAUAUAUUAGAGGUCUUGGUACAUAAUCGUAAUUUAUGUUGCACAAUUUUAUAAUAUGUGUUGCUUAUAAUUAUAUCAAAUUGUUGCCAUUGUCAAUAAAAAUGUUGCAUGAAUUAUCAAUGAA